UGUUUGGAUAACCUCUAACAGCAACCCCACCAUCCGCAAGAACGAGAUCUACAACGGCCACCAGGGUGGCGUGUACAUCUUCGGCGAGGGUCGUGGUCUGAUCGAGCACAACAACAUUUACGGAAAUGCGCUGGCCGGGAUUCAGAUCCGUACCAAUAGCGACCCCAUAGUGCGGCACAACAAGAUCCACCAUGGCCAGCACGGCGGCAUCUAUGUGCACGAGAAGGGUCAGGGGCUGAUCGAGGAGAAUGAGGUGUACUCCAACACAUUGGCCGGCGUGUGGAUCACCACCGGGAGCACACCCGUUCUGCGUCGCAACCGGAUCCAUUCGGGCAAACAAGUGGGGGUCUACUUCUACGACAACGGACACGGCAAACUGGAGGACAACGACAUAUUCAACCACCUAUACUCGGGGGUGCAGAUUCGAACGGGCAGCAAUCCGGUGAUACGGGGUAACAAGAUCUGGGGCGGCCAGAACGGCGGAGUACUCGUCUACAACGGCGGCCUAGGACUGCUGGAGCAGAACGAGAUCUUCGACAACGCCAUGGCCGGGGUGUGGAUCAAAACAGACUCCAACCCGACGCUCAAGCGCAACAAGAUAUACGAUGGCCGCGACGGUGGGAUCUGCAUCUUCAACGGCGGCAAGGGAAUCCUCGAGGAAAACGACAUUUUCCGCAACACGCAGGCCGGAGUUCUCAUCUCGACGCAGUCGCAUCCUAUCCUGCGACGAAAUCGCAUCUAUGAUGGCCAGGCGGCGGGCGUGGAGAUCACCAACAAUGCCACGGCCACGCUGGAGCACAACCAGAUAUUCAAAAACAAGUUCGGCGGGCUGUGCUUGGCCAGCGGCGUUCAGCCCAUAACGCGAGGCAACAACAUCUUCAACAACGAGGAUGAGGUGGAGAAGGCCGUCUCCAGCGGGCAGUGCCUGUACAAAAUUAGCAGCUACACAUCCUUCCCCAUGCACGACUUCUAUCGCUGCCAGACCUGCAACACAACCGACCGCAACGCCAUUUGCGUCAAUUGCAUCAAGAAUUGUCAUGCUGGCCAUGACGUGGAGUUUAUACGACACGAUCGCUUCUUUUGCGAUUGCGGUGCUGGCACUCUGUCCAACCAAUGUCAACUGCAGGGCGAGCCCACUCAGGACACGGACACGCUCUACGACUCGGCGGCGCCCAUGGAGUCACACACACUGAUGGUCAACUAGUGAACUUAUUUCGGCAGCUCAACCACGGUCCUAUUCUUAGCUAUAUCUUAAGUCAGUCGUUAAGGCCAAGCUCUCAAAUCUCUCGCACAUCUCACGUGUUGCUGUAAAUAUUCGAAAGAAACCAACAAACAAAACACAC
Messenger RNA from Drosophila elegans, 1343 nucleotides. RefSeq names its product F-box only protein 11-like. Lineage: Eukaryota; Metazoa; Arthropoda; Insecta; Diptera; Drosophilidae. Gene Ontology annotation, molecular function: zinc ion binding. Gene Ontology annotation, biological process: protein ubiquitination; regulation of apoptotic process; ubiquitin-dependent protein catabolic process. Bases 545 to 1204 code for a protein of 219 amino acids. The transcript has 3 exons. The record is from RefSeq and is a predicted model, not a curated record.